AUGACUCUGGAUACUAACAAUGUCGCAUUAUCAGCAACAUUGCUUGUUCUUCUGCAUUUGUCUAUGCACGUGGUAGACGAAGGGCAAGCUGUCAAUCCUAGUUGCUCGUGUAUAACAUUCUCUUCGACGUACGGUAAAGAACGUGGAAUAUUCAGCAGUCCUGACUAUCCACUACCAUAUCCGAGAGGCAUCUGUCUUUUAUAUACAUUCAUAGCUGCCCCGCAUCAAAUUGUUGAGCUGAUGUUUACAGACUUCGAUGUUUACAAAGAAAAUCUUGACUGUAUACGAGGUGAUUAUCUGAAAGUAUACUGGGAAGUUCAGGGACCUGGACCUCCUGGUGUCAUCAAUGAGCGUUCAGCGUGGGCCAGAAUACUCUGCGGUAAUAGGGCUGAUGCUCCUCCAGCCCUGUACUCUCCAGGUUCUUCGCUUGUACUGGAAUUCCAUUCUGAUAUCCACAAGAAUAAUGCUACGGGAUUUCUCGGAACUUACAGUUUCAUUGAAAGACGUCUGUUCGAAACAGAAGGCGUCCGGAUACCCGGAACGGAAUGCGACUACCAGUUUAGCCGUUCCGUCAAUCGACCCACACACGGCCGGUUAUACAGCCCACGAUACCCUUCCAUUUACCCGAAUAAUGUUCGCUGCUCUUAUCAUUUCCACGCCAGGCCAAAGGACCGGGUGAAAGUUGUUUUCGAAGAAGUCUCCCUACAAAAGGGGGAUAUAAGUUGCCUGCGUCGGGCGGAUAUCAUCAAAGUGUUCGACGGUAGAGACACAAACGCACCGGCCAUCGCAAUGUUGUGCAACGAACUAACAGGUUAUGAAGUAUUAUCGACGGGUUCAUACUUAUUGUUACAAUUCACUGCCAACUCCGUAUCUCCGGGACAAGGCUUCGCUGCCACUUUCCAUUUCCAACCACCACCAGAUUCCACAGCAGCAGAUUCCGAUCGCCUCCUGAAAUUGAGUUUUGGAAAAGCCUUCGAGUCUCUGGGGCCAGAAGUUAGCGCAACAACCACUAACGAUAAAAUUGACGAAGCUAAUUACAGUAACCGUUAG
Molecule: messenger RNA, 1050 nt
Organism: Danaus chrysippus (African queen)
Lineage: Eukaryota; Metazoa; Arthropoda; Insecta; Lepidoptera; Nymphalidae
Source: the annotation of a GenBank genome assembly